Molecule: messenger RNA, 990 nt
Organism: Raphanus sativus (radish)
Lineage: Eukaryota; Viridiplantae; Streptophyta; Magnoliopsida; Brassicales; Brassicaceae
Product: mavicyanin-like
Exons: 1
Coding region: 81-683 (200 amino acids)
Cellular component (GO): plasma membrane
Molecular function (GO): electron transfer activity
Source: RefSeq, a predicted model, not a curated record
CUUCAUAUAUAUCUUCCACACUUGAUUUCUUGGCCUGCUUUAAUUCUCUGCCUAAAAAGAAAGAGAGCAAAACAUCGAUCAUGGCUUUGAUCAAGAACAAAUCCUUAUUCGCUUUUUUGAUGAUUCUUGUGGUACUCUUCGGAGCUGCCGUUGGAGGCACUGUCCACAAAGUUGGCGACUCGAAAGGAUGGACCAUGAUGGGUGUUGAUUACGAGGCUUGGGCUUCUUCAAGAACCUUUCAAGUCGGUGACUCUUUGGUCUUCGAAUACAACAAAGACUACCACAACGUCAAUGAAGUCACUCCCAACAAUUUCGAGCUGUGUGUACAAUCUAAUCCAUUAGAAAAAUAUGAAACCGGGUCCGACACGGUCACUCUAACGAAAGCAGGCGUCCACAACUUUAUAUGCGGAGUUCCUGAUCACUGCAGCAUAGGACAAAAGCUUCAAAUAGUAGUGUUACCAGCCUCAUUAGGUCCCGUUGCAGCUCCUGUUCCUAGACCGGUCCGAUCACCAAACUCAUCCUUGUCUCCUUCACCGUCUCCAUUGGCUAAUUCACCUGUUAAUAAUGAUCCAAGGUACCUGAUGGGGCCAGCACCAGCUCCACAUAGCGCAGCUUCAAACGCUAGUUCUUGGAUCGGAUCCUACUUCCUAAUUUCUUUACUUCCUUUUUUCAUCUUAUUUUGAUAGACUCGCACACGUUUUGUUUCCUUUUGGUUACUUCUUACUUUGUCGCAGUUUAUACCUUUGAGACUCUGUGUUGGACGUAGUUAUUUUAUCUUCCUUCAAUGGUUUUGCAUGUUUUUUUUUUUUUGAACUGAAAAAGGGUUAAACCCGGGUCAAUAAUGACACAAGCCUAACCCCCGGGUGGAGGUACAACCCACGGAUAGACCAUCUCCUGGGCAUUCAAAUGAGUCGAAAGCAAUAACUCAUAUCCGUGUGACCGGUGGGGUUUGAACCCGGGUUCGCCUUAUUGGGUUUUUUAAUUCUUUCA